Pelobates fuscus (common spadefoot toad) is the source of this 6785-nucleotide messenger RNA. It is a transcript of the gene CDON, whose product is annotated as cell adhesion associated, oncogene regulated. The transcript is spliced from 20 exons. Gene Ontology annotation, molecular function: protein binding. Gene Ontology annotation, biological process: cell-cell adhesion. Bases 574 to 4254 code for a protein of 1226 amino acids. NCBI's taxonomy places the organism in Eukaryota, Metazoa, Chordata, Amphibia, Anura, Pelobatidae. The record is from RefSeq and is a predicted model, not a curated record.
UCUCUUUCCCCAUCUCUUCAUUUUAAAACAAUCCUGGUUUUCCCUUCAGAGAAAGUUUUCUUGGCUGCUAUGCAAGAGCCACUGGGCAUAGAGCCACAGCGGAGGGGCUUAGCUACGAGCAGAGCGCUGAGAGGGGGUCUGGAUCCUGCAGCAGAGCAUUAGAGCUACAAGCAGAGCACUGAGAGGGGAUCUGGAUCCUGCAGCAGAGCAUUAGAGCUACGAGCAGAGCAGUAAGAGCGUGCCUGGAUCCUGCAGCAGAGCAUUAGAGCUACCAGCAGAGCACUGAGAGGUGGUCUGGUUCCUGAAGGAGAGCAUUAGAUCUAUGAGCAGAACACUGAGAGGGGGUCUUGAUCCUGCAGCAGAGCAUUAGAUCUAUGAGAAGAGCACUGAGAGGGGGUCCUGAUCCUGCAGCAGAGCAUUAGAUCUAUGAGCAGAGCACUGAGAGGGGGUCUUGAUCCUGCAGAAGAGGAUUAGAGCUGCAGAGCGCUGAUGGGGAGACAUUUGAAGAUCUGGAAGGAGGUUUCUGUCACCAUCACUCCCCCUGGACACUGUGCCUCAGUGUAACCCAACACUAUGCUUCCCUACUAUGGCUGCUGGAGUCCAGCACUUUGCCUGUGGUUACUGACCCUUGCAACCCGUGCCAACUCGGAUGUAACACCUUAUUUUAUUGAAGAACCCCUUUCCACCAUCCAGAAGCCCAGAGGCCACUUAAAGCUGCACUGUUCUGCUAAUCCACCAUGGUCCCAUAUUUCUUGGCUCUUUAAUGGUAAACAAGUGGACACAUUGGAGACGCAGGAUGUGGAGAUUAAAUCGGGGUACCUGACCAUCACUUCUCUCGCCAUGUCUCAUGCUGGGAAGUAUCAGUGCGUUGCCAGUACCAGCGAAGGUGCCACACUUAGCACUCCCGCAUCGGUGUCCAUAGCCUAUCUGGGGGAGUUUGAAACAUCAGCCCAAUCUAGUGUUAAAGCAGAUGAAGGAAGCAGUGCGCUGAUUGGGUGUAAACUACCAGCCAGCAACCCCAAGCCACACAUACGAUACAAGGUCCGAGGGAAAUGGAUAGAGAAAUCCACAGACAAGUUCCUGAUUCUUCCUUCUGGAAACCUGCAAAUCCUCAAUGUGUCCAGUGAAGACCGAGGGUCUUAUAAAUGUGCUGCGUAUAAUCCAGUUACUGAGGAGCAGAAAGUGAACCCCACAACAUACAAGCUGACAUUAAACCGUUCUCUGCAGCGCAGUUCCAAUAUUCUAAACCCCAUUCCAACUGAGACCUUGUCUGUACAGAUCCAUGAGCCACUGACCCUGGAAUGUGUAUUUGGAGGAGUUUUGUAUCCUCAUAUUACAUGGACCAAGGAUGGCCAUGACAUUACGGAGCUCGACCGAAGAAGAGUGUUUCACACACACCUUGUGAUAGAGCGAGUAGAGCGAUCUGAUGCCGGAAACUAUUCCUGCUUUUUCAACAACUCCCAUCAUCUCCAUUAUGUUAACUACACUGUUAUUGUUCUAGAAACUCCUGCUAUUACCCGGGGCCCUGAGGAUCACGUGGCACUGAUUGGCAGCACCAUGAGGUUUACCUGCGAGGCACGUGCAAAUCCAGUUCCCAAUAUUACCUGGGUGCACAAUGGAACCCCGAUUCAUCCAACUUCACGUUACCACCUUUUGGGGAACAAAUUGAGGGUCAGCAACAUUAACGCCGAAGAUUCUGGUAUUUUUCAGUGUGUGAUGGACAAUGGAGUGGGUGUCGCUUUGGCUGCAGCGAGGCUGGAUGUCCAAUCGGACAAUGAUUCCAGACCAAUUAUUGUGUCACCCCCCACAAAUGUUAGUGUCAUUUCUGGAGACUUGGUUACAUUGACCUGCAAUGCUUCAGGAGUCCCAACGCCAUUUAUUCGCUGGUACGACGCUCAUGGAAUAAUCCGAAGUCAUCCUUCUCAAGUCCUGCGCCCAAAAUCUCGAAAAGCAGCCCAUUCCAGAGCUGCCGACACAACAUCCAAGCAGGACCUGGUGCCACUUCUCAUUUCUCAGGCUGGUUCCAGCUCCUUGUCUAUCCGAUUCGCAACAGUACAGCAUGCUGGGAAAUACAAGUGUGAAGCAUCCAAUCAGUUUGGCUCCAGCAGUGCUGAAGCUUUUCUGAGCGUUGUUCCAUAUGAGACAAACACCCAACCUAGAGACCACGAGCAUGUUCAGAGUGAUGAGGAGGAUGAUGAGUCUGCCAUUCGGACAUCUACUGCCUCUUCUAUAUCCGCAACCACAGACAAGCCACCAAACGGAGCAGCCUUACCUGAAGCCCCUAUCAUCCUCAGCCCUCCACAGGCCACCAAACCAGACAUGUAUUUCUUGGUGUGGAGAUCUGGAAAGGAUGGCGGUUUGCCUAUUAAUGCAUAUUUUGUUCGCUAUCGCAAGUUGGAUGAUGAAGGAAAUAUGGUUGGAAACUGGAACUCCAUCCGUGUACCAGCGAGUGAGAGCGAGUUUCCACUGACAGAGCUUGAGCCAUCUAGUCUCUAUGAAGUCCUUAUGGUGGCAAGAAACGCGGCUGGUGAGGGCCAGCCAGCCAUGCUUACAUUCCGUACAAGCAAAGAGAGAAAUUCUUCUUCCAAGAACACGCAAGCUCCGUCUCCAAGACAAACCUCUCCACAUGAAGGCUCCAAUGCCAACUUUGGUGUGGUGACUCUGGGCACGUUCCGGCACAGUGGGGUUCCAGAAGCGCCAGAUCGACCCACUAUUUCUACUGCUUCAGAAACAUCUGUAUAUGUCACUUGGAUACCCAGAGCAAAUGGCGGUUCCCCCAUAACCUCAUUUAAAGUGGAGUACAAGCGGGCAGGAAAGAACUGGCUUACAGCAGCUGAGAAUAUCCCCCCAUCAAAGCUCUCGGUUGAGGUCUCUGAGCUGGAACCAGGAUCUGUGUACAAAUUCCGAGUCAUUGCUAUAAACCACUACGGGGAGAGUCAGCGAAGCACUGUGUCACGGCCUUACCAAGUCGCCGGACAUAGCAACCGUGUUUCAAAUCCAUUGAUUGUUGGUCCUCGUAUCGACCACACAGAGGCUGUGACUGAUACACAGAUAAUGCUAAAAUGGACAUACAUUCCUGCCAACAACAACAACACACCCAUCCAGGGUUUUUAUAUUUAUUAUCGCCCUACUGACAGCGACAAUGACAGCGAUUACAAGAGGGACAUUGUAGCAGCAGGCACAAAGCAGCGCCAUUUAAUACGAGAUUUACUUCCUGAGACAUCUUAUGACAUUAAGAUGCAAUGUUACAAUGAGCGAGGGGCAAGUGAUUUCAGUAACGUCAUGAUCUGUGAAACAAAAGCCAGGAGGAAUCCCGGAGCUUCAGAAUAUACAGUUUUAGAUUUCAGCACGCCAUCAACAGUGGAACAUGCUGCGGGCAGCAGCUCCAGUUCAUCUAACUCCCUGGCACGAAGCGGUGACAUGCUCUAUGUGAUAGUGGGCUGUGUACUCGGUGGAAUGGUGCUCAUCCUUAUGGCCUUCAUUGCAAUGUGCCUUCUGAAGCAUCGGCAACAAAGUCUUAUGCAGAAGUUUGAGCCCCCUGGAUAUUUGUACCAAGGAGCAGAUCUGAAUGGACAAAUUAUAGAGUAUACUGCCUUAGCAGGAACAAAUCAUGUUAACGGCAAUGCUCACAGUGGUUUCAUGGGAAAUGGAAACAUCAGCAAUAUAUGUCACCAUAUCCAUCCCUAUGUCAAUGGCGGUACCAGCGGCGUAAUGGAUGGGGACAUUUGUCCUGGCUGCACCAGCUCUCUGAAGGCAAAGUACAUUGAGAACCUGUCACAACAUCUUUCCAAUGGUGGUGUCCUGUACACAGCAAUCCCCCAAACAGAUCCAAAUGACUGCAUUAACUGUCGAAACUGCUGCAAUAACAACAGAUGUUUCACCAAAUCCAAUGCACCCUACAAUUGCGUCAACGCAUUGCCCAUCGUACCUACAUUCCUAGAGGACAGCUUGGAAGCUCCAGCCCAUAGCUUUGAUGUGACUGCUUCAUGUCCGUCCUCCUGUGAGGCAGAAGAUGUUGGAGAAAUCACCGAAAAACAAUCUCUAAAUUCUCAAUGUCCCUCACCCCAAGAGGAAAAUGAAAAUACCUUAUGCCACACAGGUGAAGAUUGUCACAACACCGUUGUCAGUUCUUCAUCUUUGACAUGGACUCCGCUCAGCCUGACUGCUUUCUCGAAAGAUUGCAGUGAGAAGCCAGACUGGACUACAACCGAUAUCACGCUUUCUGGCUGCACGGCUGAUCAAGCACCGUUGUAGCAAUCCUGGGAUAAAAGAGUCCAAUUUAUCUGCAAUUCAAAACGGUCAUAUGUAGAGACUGGCACGGAGAGAAAUUCAUUUUCAGCUUGGUGGGCAUUGUCUACAGUUAAAUAUUCUUUGCUACUGAUGAUUACUGAAACAUCAAUGUGUCAGUGACGAUUUUUAUCAAUAUUCACUAAAGAAUUAGAGUGUCAGAAAAAAUCCUGGAUUUUGGGGAUGUUAGCCAGAUUUUUCUUAGCGAUGUCUCAUUGCUUGGUGAUAGAGUGUUAGCAGAUCGCUACAUGGACGGUAGGAUUAGUGGCCUGCUACGACUUGCUCUCUGGUCUUAAAAAAGAUCCUGCAUUAGAACCUUGGAAAGGUUUAGCACUCAAACUCUGGCAUAGAUUUGGCAUUUAAUGAGCUGCAUUUCAUUCAAUAAUAUCACUAUUUAUUUUUAUAGUAGUCCUAGGUAUAUGAAUAUAUUGUUAUAAAAUAUUUUCUUUUUUUAUUAUUUAUACCUUAAACCAGGUAGCAGAAAAAAAAUCAUUGUCCGUUUUAAAACGUGCCCACAAUGUCUCCCUUCCCACUAUGAAUACCCUUACACAUUUUCCUUACAGCAAUGGGAUGAAGAUAUUACCCCACUAUGCUAUUUAAUUUAUUUUAUUAAAGAUAGGCAGGAGAUACGAAUAAUGUCAAUUGGAGAGUCCCUUUUAAUUUAAUUUGAAACCAACAAUAUUUAUAUCUGAUUUUACCUAACUCAAUAUUAAAUUGUCAUUCUCCUCUAAAUUACUCAUGUAAUGGACCCAAGUGGUGCAAAAUGAGUUUUUAUUAGUCACAAAAGCAGUUUCUGUCUUAGUAUCUGUUGCAUUUGACUCUAACUGAUCAAAUUGUAAAGAGUUUAUGUAGCAGUAUAGGAAAGCAUGAUUCAAAUCAGGGUGAAAUAUACAUAAUCCUGAUUUAACCAAUGAGAAUGUUGCUUUCAAAGAUCCUGUUGUAAGAUGUUGAAAUCUUGCAACUUUCUCCAUAUAUUCAUAUUUUAUGAUGAUUUCUAACAUAACACAUUUAUUUAAUUAAAAGCCAACCUAAAGGAUAUUAGUUAGUUCGGUUUAGAUGAAAAUACAACCAAAUGUGAAAACGCCUUUAACAUUUCGAGAUUCUGAGUCUCUAAUAUUAUGUUUUGCAAAGGAAAGCAUUGAUUCACCAGGAUUUUAUAGGAAAGGUAAGGAAUGAGUUACAUUUGCUUAGUGGUCAGCGAAAAACAAUCAACGGUCCAAUAAAAAUAGUCCUCUGACCCACUACACCUAGAGCCUCUAAUACUGUUGCAGAAGAGGCAAUUACGGACUCUGCAAGUAGUUUUUUUAGUGUAAUUAAUCGUAUUGAUACUGUUUUAAGUGUCCUAUUUUAUUAUUUAUAAAGAAAUUCUAUUAGCCUGGCAGUUUGAUGUUCAUAUAUUGAUGUAAAUGAGACUGCUAGGAACAUGAUUCUGCUGCAGCCAGUAAUGGGUUUAGGAGUGAUGUACAGUAAUGAAAAAUCCCUGGUCACCCUUAUGAUAAAUGAGUUGAAAGGGAUUAAAGAGACAGCUAACUCAUGGAGGUCUUAGUGUUGACAUAACGUAACAGUGUGUAGGACUCAGCAGAGUGACACGAAGCAUUCGUUGAAAUUGUCUUGUUAUUACAUUGUAAAGUACAUACUGUAUUUUGUUUUUUGGGGGGGACCAGAUCUAAAAACACAUAAGACGCCAUGUAUGCCAAUCAUUUUGGACCCACAUCAUUAAUCGAUGGCUUUACAUUUAGAUGCCGGCGAUGUAUUCUGUGUACACAUUUCUAGUCCUUCGUAACAAUCUAUAUGUGCAUCUCACUGAAACAGAUUCUUACUGUUUCUUAGACUAGAUGACUCAUUGAUUGAUACAUGUAUUGUCUUCUGUUCUCUCCAACUGGGAUGUACAAAUUUAGCACUUUUUUUUAUUACGUCUCUCUUUUUUUGUCAUUUAAAUUCUGUUCACAUUUGACUUUUUUUCCUCAGACAACAAAUUCUCACCAUCUGUUUCCUUAACCUAUUGAGCAGUACUGCUUCCCGUGAGUCUUGUUAAUCAAUAUAUAGAAUCCGAGGUUCAGUCAAAACCACUUGGCCAAUCUUUCUGCCUUUUCCAUAUUCUUGUCUUGUGUCAAGGAUUGCCCAGUAGCUGCCAUGUGUGUCUCUAUACUGAGCAGGGAGUGGACUUGUAGAAGAUAUUGAUUUUGGCAACCCCAUCUCUUUUUAACAUGAAGACUUAUUGUUUUAGGUAGUCAUGGAACUUCAAACUGGCAAUUUUUGAUCACAUGAUCUUAUGAAUAUCCUUCACUCUUAAUUUUACCUUCCUCUCAUCUGCCAGAAAAUAUGGGUAUAUUUGCUCAUUAUAAAUGUUUCGUGUUACAGAGUAAAUUCUUAUCUGAUGCAAUUUUCAUUUCUUGUCAUAGAAAUAUAUACUUUAUUUUCCUAUGAAAAUAAAAAAAAGUUGUAAUUUUUUUUGUUUUUAUUCUGAUUGUACAUAAUGUUAAAUGAUGUAGUAUUUG